UGGAAACUGUACAUAAAUAAAUAACAUCACUCUCUUUCUCUCUCACACAUACACACUGACACACACUCUCUAUAUAGUAUCUGGUCCGUCGAUCCAGCUACGCUUUUCACAGUUCUCUCUCCCCGCUGUCUCCGUCACUACCCAACUACUACCACCACCGUCUCUCGGCUCCGGUCACAUAGACUCCUUAUAUUAAUCGACAGGCGUCGUGGAUCUGAUUAGAUCCGUGGCUCUCAAUCAAGCCCCUGUGCAAUGGAGGAGGCUCUCGAAAUGGCACGCGCCAAGGACACGAAAGAGAGAAUGGCUGGAGUAGAGAGGCUUCAUGAACUUCUAGAAGCUUCGAGGAAGAGUUUAUCGUCUUCGGAAGUUACUUCUCUUGUCGAUUGUUGCUUAGAUCUCUUGAAAGAUAACAAUUUUAGGGUUUCGCAAGGGGGCUUACAGGCUCUUGAUUCUGCUGCGGUUCUUUCCGGUGAACACUUGAAACUUCAUUUCAAUGCCCUAGUUCCUGCUACUGUUGAGCGUCUCGGCGAUGCUAAGCAGCCCGUUCGCGAUGCGGCUCGACGCCUCUUGCUCACUCUCAUGCAGGUUUCAUCUCCAACUCUUAUUGUGGAAAGAGCUGGAUCUAAUGCCUGGACUCACAAAAGCUGGAGAGUUAGAGAAGAGUUUGCAAGAACUGUGACAUCUGCCAUUGGUCUAUUUGCAUCUACAGAGCUACCCCUGCAACGUGCUAUUCUUCCUCCUAUAUUACAGAUGUUAUACGACCCUAAUCCAGGUGUGAGAGAAGCCGCUAUUUUAUGCAUCGAGGAGAUGUAUGCUCAAAUUGGGCCUCAAUUCCGUGAAGAACUCCAUCGCCAUCAGCUUCCAUCAUCAAUGGUAAAAGAUAUCAAUGCCAGAUUAGAAAGAAUUGAACCAAAACGUCCUUCAGAAAUACGAGUCAAUACUUAUCCUCCUACUGGUGCCAAGUCUUCUAACCAUAAUCCCAAAAGAAGCAGCCCAAAAGCCAAGGCUUCCUCUCGUGAAGUUUCCCUUUUUGGAGGGGAUAGUGAUGUCACUGAAAAGCCUGUAGACCCAAUAAAAGUGUAUUCAGAGAAGGAGCUGAUCCGUGAGUUUGAGAAGGCUGCUUCAAUCCUUGUUCCUGAGAAAGAUUGGUCUGUUCGUAUUGGAGCCAUGCAAAGACUUGAAGGCCUUGUCAUUGGAGGUGCAAUUGAUUAUCCAUGUUUCCGUGGCCUUCUAAAGCAACUUGUUGGUCCUCUAAGCACACAGUUAGCUGAUCGAAGGUCCAGCAUAGUUAAGCAGGCUUGCCACUUACUGAACUUUCUAUCUAAAGAGCUUUUGGGAGAUUUUGAGUCAUGUGCAGAGAUGUUCAUUCCUGUCCUUUUCAAACUUGUGGUGAUCACUGUUCUUGUAAUUGCAGAGUCAGCAGACAACUGCAUAAAAACGAUGUUGCGUAACUGCAAAGUUGCCCGGAUACUUCCUCGUGUUGCUGACACUGCAAAACAUGACCGCAGUGCGAUACUUCGUGCCAGAUGCUGUGAGUAUGCUUUAUUGAUACUGGAGUAUUGGGCUGAUGCUCCUGAGAUACAACGUUCAGCUGAUCUGUAUGAAGACCUUAUUAAAUGCUGUGUGGGAGAUGCAAUGAGCGAGGUGCGGGCAACUGCUAGAGCAUGCUACAGAAUGUUCUCCAAGACAUGGCCUGAUCGUUCGCGUCGAUUGUUUUCAUUGUUUGAUCCUGUUAUUCAAAGGAUAAUAAAUGACGAGGACGGGGGUAUGCACAGGCGACAUGCAUCACCUGUAGUUCGUGAGAGGACCCCACAAACAUCAUCACAUAAUAACAGUACUUCAACUCUAUCAGGAUAUGGAACUUCAGCAAUCGUUGCAAUGGACAGAAACGCAAGCUUACCUUCUGCACCCUCACCUUCUCUCUCAUCCUCCCUUUUUUCAUCACAACCAAAAUCCAUGAGCAAGGCCCCUGAACGCAGCCUAGAAAGCGUCUUACAUGCCAGCAAACAGAAGGUCACUGCCAUUGAAAGCAUGCUUCGAGGCUUAGAUUCCGGAAGAGUUCGAUCAUCAAGUCUCGAUCUUGGAGUGGACCCACCUUCAUCUCGUGACCCACCAUACCCUCUUGCAGCCCCUGCUUCCAAUAGCCUCGCAACCUCUUUAUCUUUAGAUUCUACUUCCGGUAUCUCAAAAGGCAACAACCGAAACGGUGGCUUGGGUUUAUCAGACAUCAUCACUCAAAUCCAAGCUUCACGCGAUUCUUCCAAGCACCCGUAUCGCAGUGGUAAUAACACCACAAACACACAUGAAAACUUUUCAUCACUUUCAUCCUACACAACAAGACGAGGCUCUGAAAGAAGCUCUUUCGAAGACAACAAUGAUAUCAGAGAAGCCAGACGAUCAGUCAACUCGCAUCAUACAGACACUAGACACUAUUCAGAAUACUCACAUAAUACUAGUCACGUCCCCAAUUUUCAAAGACCACUUUCAAGAAAGAAUAUUCCCGGGAGAAUGGCAUCAAACAGACGAAGGAGUUUCGAUGAGAGCCAAUUCUCACCCGGAGAGAUGUCAAGCUAUACAGACGGGCCAUCUUCUCUUAAUGACGCGUUAAGCUCCGGUCUCAAUUCCAGCUCAGACUGGAACGCCAGGGUGGCGGCUUUCAACUAUUUACACUCGCUACUCCAACAAGGACCAAAAGGUGUUCAAGAAGUCACACAAAGUUUUGAGAAAGUCAUGAAGCUAUUCUUCCAACACUUAGACGACCCUCACCAUAAAGUCGCACAAGCCGCGUUAACAACACUCGCUGACAUCAUCCCUGCUUGUCGAAAGCCUUUCGAAAGUUACAUGGAGAGAAUAUUACCACACGUGUUUUCCCGGCUAAUCGAUCCAAAGGAGUUAGUUAGACAACCAUGUUCAACAACUUUAGAAAUUGUCGGGAAAAGUUACGGUGUGGAUUCACUUUUACCCGCGUUACUCAGGUCAUUAGACGAACAACGAUCCCCGAAAGCGAAACUUGCUGUGAUUGAAUUUGCUAUUAUUGCGUUUAACAAACAUGCGGGAAACUCAGAAGGUGCUGGGAAUAGCGGGAUUUUGAAACUAUGGCUUGCUAAAUUAGCUCCAUUGGUUUAUGACAAAAAUACAAAACUCAAAGAAGCGGCUACAACGUGUAUUAUAUCGGUUUACUCUCAUUUCGAUUCGACUUCUGUUUUGAAUUAUAUCCUUAGUUUAUCGGUUGAAGAACAGAAUUCUUUGAGACGUGCAUUGAAGCAACAUACGCCUCGGAUUGAAGUGGAUUUGAUGAAUUAUUUACAACAGAAGAAAGACAGAUCACAACGCGCGAAAUCUUAUGAUCCGUAUGAUGCUGUUGGGACCUCUUCUGAAGAAGGAUAUGUUCAGGUGACUAGUACUAAAAAGACUCCAUUGUUUGCAAGGUAUUCUGGUAGUUCUAUUGAUAGUAGUGAUGGUGGUAAGAAAUGGGGAUCGGGUUCUGGUCUAGAAGCAUCUACACAGAUUGUAAGACAUGAUGGAAGUGAUGAUAAUCUGUAUCAAAGUCUUGAUUCCAAUAAUGGCAAUGCACUUUCUUCUAAGGAUGCAAAGUAUGUUGCUAGUUCCAUGAUGUCAGAAAGUUUAGACAUGGAGGCUGCUUCAACACCGCGUUUCAAUGGACGACAGGUUGAUAUUGAGGGUCCAACUGAUUUGGAACUUAAUGUCACAAAACUUGCAGCUUUGAAGAUCAAUUCUUCCCCUGAUACAAGACCAAGCAUCCCUCAAAUCCUUCAUCUUAUUUCUAAUGGGACUGAUGAAUGCUCUACAACAACCAAGCGCACUGCCUUACAACAGUUGGUUGAUGCUUCUGUUGCCAAUGAUUCCUCCGUAUGGACAAAGUAUUUCAAUCAAAUUUUGAUGGUGAUACUUGAGGUUUUGGAGGACACCGAUCCAUCGAUUCGGGAGCUUGCUCUGUUGUUAAUAUCGGAAAUGUUGAAGAAUCAGAAAGAUGGCAUGGAAGAUUCUAUUGAGAUUGUAGCCGAAAAGUUACUACAUCUUACGAAAGAUACAAUCCCAAAAGUAUCAAAUGAAGCAGAACAUUGUUUAAGUGUUGUUUUUUCUCAGUAUGAUCCAUUCAGAUGUUUAAGUGUUAUCGUUCCAUUAUUGGUUACUGAAGAUGAGAAAACUCUUGUUGCGUGUAUAAACUGUUUGACAAAGCUUGUGGGUAGGCUUUCACAGGAGGAACUAAUGGGUCAAUUAGAUUCCUUUUUGCCUGCUCUUUUUGAUGCUUUUGGUAAUCAGAGUGCCGAUGUCCGCAAGACUGUUGUUUUCUGUUUGGUGGAUAUCUACAUAAUGCUUGGAAAAGGGUUUUUACCAUAUUUGGAAGGACUCAACAGUACACAGUUACGGUUAGUAACGAUAUAUGCAAACCGUAUAUCACAAGCCAGGACGGGAGCUCCUAUCCAGGACUAGCAAUGAUGAGAUGAGAUGAGAUGUUCAUUUUGGCUGUGAAUCAAUCUUUUGUAUAUUUGUAUGUCUUGUGUGAUGUGAUGUGUUGUGUUGUGUGCAUUCCGUUAAAGGUUUUAAGAGGGGGGUUUCUUUGUAUGUUAUUUGUUUUUUAUGGCUUCAUUUUUGCCCCUUUUUGUUUAUUAUUACAACACUUGAUUUGAUUGGAGUGGAAGAGUAGUGAAUUCGUUAAA
This is a messenger RNA of Lactuca sativa (garden lettuce), 4682 nucleotides long. RefSeq names its product CLIP-associated protein. Lineage: Eukaryota; Viridiplantae; Streptophyta; Magnoliopsida; Asterales; Asteraceae. Gene Ontology annotation, biological process: microtubule cytoskeleton organization. Gene Ontology annotation, molecular function: microtubule binding. The record is from RefSeq and is a predicted model, not a curated record. Gene Ontology annotation, cellular component: cytoplasmic microtubule.